UGGUUGGUUUGAUUAUGAUUGGUGGUUUAAUCUUGGUCUACCGAAAUGAAAAGAGUAAGAAAAAAGUUAUCCAUCGUAGUAGUAUUAAAUUAAUUUGUGGACAAGCCAAACCAGGCCAAAGUUUAACCUUUUUAAAAAAUAUGAAUCUAUUUUGUAAUGAAUUUAAUGAAAAAACUAAAAAUAGAACUGGUGAAGUUGUUAGUGUGGAAAUAGUUGUUUAUGAAGAUAAAAGUUAUGAGUACAAUAUCGAUGAUGCCUCUCCUAGUAAGGGUAGUAGUGGUAAGGAAGAGAGGAAAAAAUUACAAGAGAGUGAAAGAAAAGAAAUUUCAGAAGCAGAAUUAGAAAAAAUCGCUCAAAAAAUGCUGCCAAUUCUGAAUACCGAUGAUAUAGAAAAAGCCAAAAAAAUAUUGAGAGGAACAAUAAGAAGUUUUGGCAACUUUAAAGUUACUGAGAAGUAG
Entrophospora candida is the source of this 458-nucleotide messenger RNA. Lineage: Eukaryota; Fungi; Glomeromycota; Glomeromycetes; Entrophosporales; Entrophosporaceae. The record is from the annotation of a GenBank genome assembly.